Messenger RNA from Aegilops tauschii subsp. strangulata, 3300 nucleotides. RefSeq names its product disease resistance protein Pik-2. Gene Ontology annotation, molecular function: ADP binding. NCBI's taxonomy places the organism in Eukaryota, Viridiplantae, Streptophyta, Magnoliopsida, Poales, Poaceae. The record is from RefSeq and is a predicted model, not a curated record. Gene Ontology annotation, biological process: defense response to other organism.
UUCCCAUUCCCAUCGUGAAGAAAAGGCCGUCCACACGCAUACACACCACGCUCCUCACUAGAGCCUCGCUUUGCUCACGACCAUUACUCCUCCAUCAAACAAACACCACCAGGCAACAACCAUGGCACUUGUGUAGCGGCCAGAAGAGAGGAAGAUGGUGGGCUUGGGCGUGGGCGUCGGGACAGGGGCGUUGGGCUCCGUCAUCGGCAAGCUCGCCACCUUGCUCGGCGACGAGUACACGAUGCUCAAGAGGGUACGCAAGGACAUUGCCUUCCUCGAGCGUGAGCUCCGCAGGAUGCAGAUCCUGGUGGACACACUAGCGGACAUGGAAGAGCUCGACGAGCUGGCCAAGGACUGGAAGGGCACCAUGCGCGACCUCAGUUACGACAUGGAGGAGUGCAUCGACCGCUUCAUGCUCCGUCUCGGGAACGGCGACGCCAAGCCCAGGUUCAGGAAGAAGACAGUGCGCCAGCUCAAGACGCUCUUUGAGCGCCAUGGAAUCGGCACCCAGAUCAAGGAGCUCAAGGCCCGCGUCGAGGAGGAGAACCAACGGCGGCAGAGGCUAAACCUCGACAAGUAUAUUGUAAGUCCAACAAGGGCUGUGGCAAUAGAUCCCCGGUUAGCUGCGUUCCACGGAGUCACCAAGGGCUUGGUGGCCAUAGACGGCCGCAGGGACCAGGUUAUCUCUUGGUUGACAGAGGAGAGCGAGGAGCCCAAGGUGGUGGCUAUUGUUGGAGGUGGAGGGCUAGGAAAGACCACCCUAGCCAUGGAGACCUAUCGCAAGAUUGGAGGAAACUACCAGUGUCGAGCUUCGGUGUCGGUGUCACGCACUCCUGAUCUCGAGAAGCUCUUGAAAGAUGUCUUGUCUCAAAUCGAUGAAGCUGCAUUUAGUAAGUGCCAGGCGGAGAGGUGGGAGAAAGACCAACUAGUCCGUCAGAUCCGGCGGAUCUUGACAGGAAAGAGGUACUUCCUUGUUAUUGAUGAUGUAUGGAAAGUACAAGACUGGGAAUUUAUCAAAGCAGCUUUUCCUGAUAAUUAUAAUGGUAGCAGAAUAAUUGCUACUACACGCAUUGCCAAUGUAGCCAAGUCAUGUUGUUCUAACUCAUGUGGUCGGCUCUAUCAAAUGCUACCUUUGAAUGAUGGUGAUUCCCGAAUAUUGUUCUUUAAGAGAAUUUUUGACUCAGAAAGCUCCUUCCCUCCUCAACUAGAAAAGGUUUCAGCUAGGAUCUUAAAAAAAUGUGGUGGUCUGCCAUUGGCUAUAAUUACCAUUGCGAGUUUGCUAGCCAAUAAACCUCAAAACGCAGAUGAAUGGGAGAGACUCCAAGAUUCCAUUGGUGCAGGUCUUUCAUAUGAGAGUGAUGAUGGUGGAAAGGGUAUGGCACAUAUAUUGUUACUUAGUUAUUGGGAUCUCCCACACCACUUGAAGACUUGUUUGUUGUACUUAUGUAUAUAUCCAGAGGACGCGGAAAUCUCGUGUGAAGAACUGAAAUGGAAAUGGAUAGCCGAAGGGUUUAUUACUUCAAAACAGGGAAAUUUGUAUCAAGAAGCAGAGAGUUGUUUUAAUGAACUUGUCAACAGAAGCAUGAUCCAGAUAGUUGAUGUUGACAGUUUUGAAGAGAAAUAUUGUCAGGUUCAUGAUAUGGUGCGUGACCUUAUAAUUUCUCGGUCAACUGAAGAGAAUUUUGCCACUGUUUUGAAUGGUGUGUGCAAUUCAUUGCCAACCAAGAUGCGUCGACUCUCCCUGCAAUCUAGUGGGCUUGAACAGAAAGGGGCAAUCCAAGCCAUCAUAAGAAGUAAGUUACAUGUUCGCUCAUUUAAUGUGUUUGAAGAAACAAAGGAUAUACCACCACUUGUGGACUUCCUAUCCUUGCGUGUGUUUGAUAUAUACAGGGAUUAUUCAUCGUGGGAAAACAAGCAUAUAAGAAAUAUAGGAAGUUUCUACCAACUGAGGUAUUUGAGGAUGAGCGGACUAGGAAUCACAGAGCUUCCUGCAGAUAUUGGAAAGCUACAGAACUUAGAGACACUUGAUUUGCGGGGAAGUCGUAUUAGAAGACUGCCAUCAACAAUAGCCCAGCUACAGAAACUGGUACGCCUAUUGAUUGACAACGAUGACUUUGUGUUUUCUGCUGAUAUGUUUGGGAACAUGCGAGCCCUGGAGGAAGUGUCAGAUAUCUAUAAAGUUGACAACCCUGAAAUUUUUUUGGAAGAGUUUGGACAUCUAACAAAAUUGAGAAAGAUUUCGAUGAGUAGGUUAUGGGGGUGGUGGCGUGUGAAUUUUGGGAAUGUUAAAUGCUAUCGAGAAGCACUGGGGUCGUCUCUAAACAAGUUGGGUAAAUACAGCCUUCAGUAUCUUCAUACUAACGGAGAUAUGGGAAACAUUAUAUUCAGGGAUCCAUGUUGCACCUUUCCACACCUCCAAGAUCUUAAACUGGUGCAUGACAUGGAAAGGAUUCCCAAGGGAAUGGCCUCCCUAACCAAUACCGUGAAAUUGGAGAUAGCAGUCACACAAUUUGAUGAAGAAGGUCUCCACAUUCUCAUGGGUAUGCCUUCUCUGGCCUAUCUCCAGCUAACGGUAGGGUUUCGUGGCACCAUGAGUCCCAUGACUGUUAGUAGUAACGGAUUCAAGCUCCUAGAGGUGUUCCACUUCCACUGUAACAUAUCAUACGGAGAAGUGGGGAUAGAAUUUGCAGCAGGUGCUAUGACAGCACUCCGGCGGCUCCAUCUUUCCUGGCGCGCAAGGCUAGUUAGGUUGAGGUCUAGUGAUGAUGUUGGCAUGGGCAUCCAGCAUCUUUCAAGCCUUAUGCAACUCCAGGUCGAAACUUGGUGUGUUGGUGCAACUCUAGAGGAGGUGGAGGCCCUAGAGGGUCCCGUUGAAAAAGCAGUCACCUUGCAUCCCAACCGUCAGACUCUUCAACUCCAUCUCCAUAGAAAAGAUGAACAUCUUAUGUUCAAGGACGAGGAGGAAAGGAAGAGGGGAAGGCCCGCUGGUUUCUUCAUUCCUUUGGCCAUGUUGGAGGAGAAUGCGCUAGAGCAAGAAGAUCAAGUGAUCUGAGCUACACGUUUGUUUCUCCGACUCCGUGCUCUGCCAUUUACCACGGCUCUACAACUUAUCUCCAGAAUACUGAUAGUGGACACCUUAUACUAGGAUAUUUAAAAUAUCAUCCGAUUCACUGAUUUAUCUUACAAUUUAUUGCUUAUCGAUGGGUGGCUCCUAAGAUUAUACCUUAUCUUUGCUAUUUACCAUUUGGACCAAUUUAUCACCGUGACAAGCGAUUAAUCAGGAAUCUAGAAAUUAAUUAG